Molecule: messenger RNA, 1780 nt
Organism: Ceutorhynchus assimilis (cabbage seed weevil)
Lineage: Eukaryota; Metazoa; Arthropoda; Insecta; Coleoptera; Curculionidae
Source: the annotation of a GenBank genome assembly
CUUUAAUAUGUAGCGACCGUCCGUCCUUUUUCAGUACAGUAUCUCAUUCACCCGGCAAUUUUACUGUACUUUAUCGUCUUUUUCUCUAGUAUUAAAUUAAUAUCGAGAUAAUUACCUGCUAGCGGCGAAAUGCUGGAAAUUGGAGCCGAUGUGGUGAAGGGUCAUGCCCGUUCUGGCAGCGACUCCAAAGCCUUCAUAGAAGCCACCAAAAGAGAUGCCUUACUACUUCUAGAAAGCGAACUAGGAAAACUCGUCGACACCGCUCCCCCAGUGCAACGAGAGCGCGUCCGUAAAGAGUUCGAUGGAUUCACUGAUCUGUUUAAAAGAUUCUUAGAGGAAACUGGUCCGUCUGUAAACUGGGACAAAAUCGAAAAGCUGCCCCCAGAUGCCGUGAGAGAAUAUAACGAUCUGGAAACUCCCACUGCGGACAUAAUACAUCAGAUGCUGAAUAAAUUGGUUGUUGUUAAAUUGAAUGGUGGUCUGGGUACUUCUAUGGGGUGCUAUGGUCCUAAAUCGGUUAUCACAGUACGAAACGACUUGACGUUUUUGGAUUUAACCGUGCAACAAAUAGAUUACCUCAAUAAAACCUAUAAAGUUAAUGUUCCUUUGGUUCUAAUGAACUCCUUCAAUACUAAUGCAGACACUGAGCAAGUUGUACGCAAAUACAAAAACUUAAACGUAGAAGUUCAUUGUUUCAACCAAUCCUGCCAUCCGCGUAUCAGCAAAGACAGCCUGAUGCCUAUAGCUAAAAAUUUAGAUGUAGAUCAUAAUUUAGAAUCAUGGUACCCGCCUGGUCACGGAGAUUUCUACGAAAGUUUCAACAAUUCCGGCCUCCUGUCCAAAUUCGUCAAAGAGGGCCGAGAUUAUUGCUUCAUUUCGAAUAUCGACAAUUUGGGUGCCACGGUGGAUUUGAACAUUUUGAAUUUGCUGAUGAACAGUUCGGAAAAAGAGCACGAAUUUGUAAUGGAGGUGACCGAUAAGACUCGGGCUGACGUCAAGGGUGGGACUUUGAUACAAUACCACAACAGGCUGAGACUGUUGGAAAUUGCCCAAGUUCCCAAAGAGCACGUGGAGGACUUUAAAUCGGUUAAAGCUUUCAAAUUUUUCAAUACCAAUAAUUUAUGGGUUAAAUUACCAGCCAUCCAACGUGUUCUGGAACAAAACGCGCUCCACCUGGAGAUCAUCGUUAACGGCAAAAGCCUCGAAAGCGGUGUUAACGUAAUUCAACUGGAAACUGCCGUUGGUGCUGCCAUGAAAUGUUUCAAAGGAGCCAUCGGCGUAAACGUUCCCAGAUCCAGAUUUUUACCUGUAAAAAAAACAUCCGAUCUUCUAUUGGUGAUGAGCAAUUUGUACAGUCUCAAAGGUGGAUCGUUGAGGAUGUCUCCGCAAAGAAUGUUUCCUACAACUCCUCUGGUCAAGCUGGGCGACAAUCACUUUUCCAAGGUCAGGGAGUUCUUACAAAGAUUCUCGAAUAUACCAGAUUUGUUAGAUCUGGAUCAUUUAACCGUUUCUGGAGAUGUUACGUUUGGUAGAGGAGUGUCUUUGAAGGGUACAGUGAUCAUCAUAGCUAAUCACGGGGAUAGAAUCGAUAUUCCUUCGGGAGCGAUUUUGGAAAAUAAAAUUGUCUCAGGAAACAUGAGGAUUUUGGAUCAUUAGAGAUCUGACAUUGGCCAGAGUAUCUAGUCAAUAAUUAUCGAUUAUUGCAUGUGUGAUUAUUUUCGUUAUUUGGAAUAUUUGUUGAAAUUAAUAAUUUGCAAAAAAUAUAUAUUAUAUUUAAGAA